Brassica rapa (field mustard) is the source of this 1717-nucleotide messenger RNA. Its product is annotated as UV radiation resistance-associated gene protein. Gene Ontology annotation, molecular function: SNARE binding. Gene Ontology annotation, biological process: SNARE complex assembly. Gene Ontology annotation, cellular component: lytic vacuole; endosome. Lineage: Eukaryota; Viridiplantae; Streptophyta; Magnoliopsida; Brassicales; Brassicaceae. The record is from RefSeq and is a predicted model, not a curated record.
AAAUCUGCGAAAACUGAAAAGAAAAAUUCAGAGAACGAAUCAAGCCUGAGAAGCUUCUUCAGCCUGCAUAAUUUGAUCUCUCAUUCGUUUUGCCUUCGUAAAUUGAACCAAUCAUCGCCGAUUGAUUCAGUUCUCUCAUCCGAUUCCGAUCAGUGUAAUUAGGGAUUUGUGAUUAUUCUAAUCCGAUCCAUCGUGGUGAUGAAAUUCGAAGACUUGAUUCCGUUGCGUAGCUUCCGAGACAAUUGUUGAUGGAAAGAGAAACGGAGCCAAGCUCUUCGACAAAGCUGAGAAGAGGCGAUCGAGAAGAAGAAGAUGUGAAGGUUAUCGAGUGGGAAGAAUUCGACAAUGAGCUCACUCGGUUAUGGAGUCUUUCCUCUGCUCUGAAGUUAGCCACAGAGAAGAAGCUAACCUUACAGCCAAAACUCGAGUCUCUCAUUCAGGUUAGUGCUGAAUCAUUGAGACGUACUAAUGAGCUUGAAGAGAUGCGUCAGAGGCUGGAAGCAAAGAAAUUGAUGGUUGACAAGACGUCAGUUACUUGCAAAGUUACUGAGCAGGAUGUUAAAAAGAAAGAGGAUGAUCUCAGUGCAGAGGUUAGGUCUUUGCUUGUAGGCGGCACAACCCUUUCCAUCGCUAAAACCAAAUUGCAGGAGUCAAACUGCCAACUAGAAGGAGAGAGUGGUUAUUCUCAUCUAAAGACUGUAACGAAUAAGCUUAGGAAGAGGCAGCAGUAUAUGGUAUCUCAAGUUUCAUUUAUCUACCCUUUGAAGAUCGAGGCUGGACCUUCUCAAGACCAAGAACUGGAAUCAUUUCCAGGUGGCAGUAGAUUAGUAGGGACUAAGCCUGUGAGUCAAGGAUCCGUGAGAAUUUUGGGGUUGCCUUUUAGUAUGGCCCCAUUUACAAAGAUGAGCUUCUUCACUGACAAGAAAGAAGUUCAAAAGUCGGCAACUGCCCUAGGCUAUGUUGCUCAUGCCGUGUCUCUGUUAGCUCCUUACUUGGGAGUGCCUAUUCGUUAUCCUUUGCGCCUAGGUGGUUCCAAAACAUAUAUUCGGGACUAUGCGCCUUACAUUGAGCCUUCAGCCUCUGAUAUGUCUCCAGUUUCCACACUUUCCGAAAAUGCUAAAUUUGUAGAGUUCCCUCUGUUUCUGGAUGGUCAAGAUACAACUCGAGCUGCUUAUGCUGUCUUCUUAUUAAACAAGAACAUCGAGCAACUCUUGAACUUUGUUGGAGAAAGUAGUCUAGGACCACGUCAGGUUCUAGCUAACCUCAAGGAGCUGAUCAGGAUCAUCCAGUCGCCAGAUUUUAUAUAUUCUUGAUGAUGAUGAUGACCACAAAAUAAGGAUGAUGAUCGGAUAUUCAACACUGUUAGUCUCCUCUUGUAGAUGGAUCCAUUCCUUCUCAGAUCUCACACAGAUUCAGUGUCUCUUACAUCUUCUCAAGACAACACUUUGUGGAAGUUAAAAAAGGUCAGAUUAUUUAUUCGUUAGAGAAGGUUUAGACAUGGACAUUCACUUUAGGAUGAGACUCCUCUCUCUAGGUGUGAUGCUAUUGAAGACUUGAAGUGGAGAAUAAACGAAAGCUUAGUCUAGUUUCUUAUAAGUUCUAACAGAUGUAUCUCAUUUUUGUUUUGUUUUUCCCCCUUUUUGUAUCAUUUGAAAUAUGUUUGAAUUUGUACUUUUAUGAGCAUUUUUCAUGUGACUCGUACAAGUUUCAACGCACU